This is a messenger RNA of Physcomitrium patens, 1729 nucleotides long. RefSeq lists its product as uncharacterized. Gene Ontology annotation, biological process: protein homooligomerization. Lineage: Eukaryota; Viridiplantae; Streptophyta; Bryopsida; Funariales; Funariaceae. The record is from RefSeq and is a predicted model, not a curated record.
CGUUGUCGUGGUCUGCUUCGCCGUCUUCGUCGUCACAAGUGUGGUCCUGUGUAGGCUAUGGCGGGGCGAGGCGAGGCGAGGCGAUGGCGAUUCCAAGCACGGAAAGCGAUGCGGGCAUUCUGUUCUAUUCUUUUGUAUUCAAUUCAUUCCCGAGCAUACCCAUGUGGGUUGAGAUCAUUCCCCAGCUCCCCAUCAUGAAUAAAUGAAUGCAUGAAUGAAUGAUCAUGACUACUACAAGGCAAUCCCUGCGACCACGACCUCCCCGACUACGACGCUGACCAUGAUCGUGACUCUCACUUUCUCAUUCUCGUACUCAAUCACUCACUCACUCAAAAGCGAAGAAGAUCGAUGUGAGUGUUUUGCCUCUGCUUGUCCGCUCAGAGUUGGGUUUAUUGGGACGACGUCAUAUCUGCGCACGACGAGUGCAUGAGAUAUGGAAGACGAGGGCCCCAAGUACCCCCGACGGACGAGGCUUUUCGAUGUAGUGAAGGAUCCCAAUCCCCCUCCUCAACUGGAAACUCUUUCCAAUCAAGCCGAGAAGGACAGAAUUAUUGCGAGGUUUGAUGUCGGAGGGGUUAAAUUUACCACGGCGCUCAGCACUCUCCUCAAGCGGGACAGAGGCUCGUGGCUUGCAGCUUGGGCCCAGAAGUUUAUCACCUGGACGGCCCAGAACCACGAGUGUGAGGAAGUUGUUAUCAAUCGGGAUGGAAAUCUCUUCAGGUACAUUCUGAAUUGGCUCCGUGACGGCGUCGUCAUCCCUGACCUGGAAAUGCCCACAUACAUGAGUCUUCUUGAAGAAGCAGAAUAUUUUAAGUUGGCGGGGUUGGUGGUGGCGAUCAACUGGAUGUUGCGUGAAACGCGUGACAAUGUUGACGUCAAGUCUGUGAGGUCUGAGAUGAGUCGCCAGGAUUUUAUCAAAUUGCUGCAUUAUGGUGGUGGACUGAAGUUGCGAGGCGUGAAUCUCUCUGGGCUAAACCUGUCCAAUAUGGAUUUGAGAGGAGCAGAUCUUCGCAGGGCUCGAUUGAUCAAUACCAACUUCGAGAAUGCUGACCUGAGGAAUGCGAACUUCGAAGAAUGUGAGGCUACUGGGGCUAAUUUCAGAAUGGCAAGACUUGAGUCGUGCAAGUUCACAGGUUCGGGGAUGGUUGGAGCGGUGCUGGACGGUGCGAAUUUAAAGGCUGCAGAUCUGAGUUGGGCACGCCUCACGAGUGCAAGUUUUCGCAAGGCGAGUCUAGUUCGCGCGAGGGUGGAUGGCGCUAACCUUUACAAGGCAGAUCUCUACAGAGCAGAUGUGAGAGGAACAAAGUUAUGGAAAGCUACCCUCGGUGUAGAAAACUUGUCGGAGGCAGAGAUGUCCUGAGCAAAAGAAGCUGCUACAGCUAAGCUGACACCAUCAUCGCUCAUGCGAAAUAACUUCUCUCCUGAAGGCCUGAGACAUGUUAACCUGGAACCUUACUUGGGACUACCAGUGUGCUCAAUUUUACUGAAUCUUCAGGCUAUAUCAGCAUAGUCAAGGAAAAGAGCACGAGGAAGUUUGAAGGCAACCUUCUCUGACAUUUGCAAUUAACCUACGCAAUUCAAGUAGCAUCCAGAAGGAGAGACUUAGAAGUGUGCUGAGGAUGGCAUGUUAGAAGGCCGAGCCGCGGUUAAGCCACCUCUCGAGCUCCAUCUCUCCCACUGUAAGGAGCUUCAGCAUGUAAGUUGCUAAUCUACUGGAAAACUUUUACUG